Molecule: messenger RNA, 1531 nt
Organism: Stomoxys calcitrans (stable fly)
Lineage: Eukaryota; Metazoa; Arthropoda; Insecta; Diptera; Muscidae
Exons: 2
Coding region: 626-1249 (207 amino acids)
Source: RefSeq, a predicted model, not a curated record
AUUUGAAUUUGUCCCUUUAAUUUAAGUACAAUCUAUCGUAGAAUAAGUCGAAGUAUAUGAAGUCAAAUUGUGAAUUGUAAAUGAAUUUGUAGCACGUAAGAAAAUAUCUAUUAGCACUAAGUGUAUAUAUUGUGAAUUUCUAAUCUUAAGCCAUUUUUAGUACUUAAGCUCAUCUGCAAUUCUUUUACUAAUGAACUGCCCACUUCUUCUACAACCGCAGCAAGGUGAGCAACACAUCUCUACUCUUUCUCUCAUAAUAAAACUAGUGUCUCUAUAUCCAUACCCGAACUUUACCAUUGCGUUAUUUUUUUUCUAACUCUUUUUCAUUGGGUUUACCUUCUCGUCAUCUAACUUAUUAUUCCUCGCUCUAUGAGGAAUAAUAAGACUAGUUCAUCGCAUAUUAUUACAGUCCACACAGCAUCGACUGAGGGAAUUCCGCCAGUGACGUCACCGCCUCUCUUUUCUCAAAGCAACAGCCGCUCUAACCCCGCUUCACGUCUAACUGGAAAACCCCCACUCCUGUCCAUGGUCCUUCGAAACCGUUCACUGAGUUAACCAUCAAUUGAGGUAAAUCCCAUCUGCAGUGUCUAGCAUACGUAGAUGUGUGUCAUUGUUUCGGUCAAAUAUGAAUGCCCAAGAGUUAUACAAGUGCAUGCUUUGCAAAAAACGUCAUGCCCUCAGGUUCUGCCCACAAUUUAUACUGAUGACUGUAGAAGACAGGAGAGCCGCCGUUCGACAACACCGUUACUGUCGAAAUUGUCUGGCAAAAAGCCAUUCUGUAGUAGAGUGUCAGUCGACGGAUACGUGCCGAAAAUGUGGGUUUCAGCAUCAUACAAUGCUGCACCCACGAAAACUUGUACUGAAGUCAAAAAGCUUCAACGCCGCCUCCAAGUCGCACUCAUCUAACCAACCAACUUCAUCUCGGCCCCAAAGAAAUCCAGCAGCACAGUCCAAUGCCACAGCCAAAUCACGCCUUGGCCAACGUCAGCACUCAGCUACGGCUGGCCAACAACAACAACAACAAAGGCGAGCCAAAAGGCACAAUAAACCAAAGGGUCAAAGAAGCCACCAACAACAACCACCCAAGCACCAACGAAAAUUGAAGACCCAAAAGUCCAACAAAGAGCGCCCACUAACUUCACAACCCAACUACUUAAUUUUAUCUGAAGCCAUCAAGUCGUUGGCAACAGUGUUAUGCGCUUCACCAAAUCUUGCGCAAGCGCAAGGCCGGCGCCAUGGACAAAUUUGAAUUUGUCCCUUUAAUUUAAGUACAAUCUAUCGUAGAAUAAGUCGAAGUAUAUGAAGUCAAAUUGUGAAUUGUAAAUGAAUUUGUAGCACGUAAGAAAAUAUCUAUUAGCACUAAGUGUAUAUAUUGUGAAUUUCUAAUCUUAAGCCAUUUUUAGUACUUAAGCUCAUCUGCAAUUCUUUUACUAAUGAACUGCCCACUUCUUCUACAACCGCAGCAAGGUGAGCAACACAUCUCUACUCUUUCUCUCAUAAUAAAACUAGUGUCUCUAUAUCCAUACCCGAA